Molecule: messenger RNA, 1893 nt
Organism: Platichthys flesus (European flounder)
Lineage: Eukaryota; Metazoa; Chordata; Actinopteri; Pleuronectiformes; Pleuronectidae
Gene: tm6sf2a
Product: transmembrane 6 superfamily member 2a
Exons: 10
Coding region: 173-1303 (376 amino acids)
Biological process (GO): regulation of lipid metabolic process; lipid homeostasis
Cellular component (GO): endoplasmic reticulum-Golgi intermediate compartment membrane; endoplasmic reticulum membrane
Source: RefSeq, a predicted model, not a curated record
CUUCACAGAUCAAAAGCCAACGACUGACGCGCCUGUAUAAUUGUCUCCUUGCCUUUGCAAGCAGUGGAGAGGACACUGGAUCCUGACAUGCCUCGUUCUGGUUCUACCGCCUGUCACCGCGUUUAACUGGGCAUAUUUCUCUCUGGACUUUUCAAACAAUACGUUUUGAACAAUGAGGCCCCCGGUGGAAGUCUUCGUGUUUCUCAUCUCUCUUCUGGCUCCUGGAGUUUUGUACACGCUGAACAACGUCAUUGCGCUCCAGGAACCUCUACCUAUCCUGGGCGUGGGACUGGUCAUCCUGGGAUCUGUUCUUCUUCUCGUCCUCCUCAGUGUGCGACACAAGACCAACGUGGACCCUUUAUACUACGCGUUCGCAGAGUUUUCCUUCACCAACACUGUGGGCCUGACCAACGCUUUGGAGCAAGAUGGGUUCAUCUCUGGCUUCAUGGGCUUCUACCUAAGGAUGGGUGAGCCUCAUCUGAGUACUGCCUAUGCUGUGAUGAUGUCUUACUGGGAAGGCGUCUUUCACUUUGUCCUCCUCCUCGUCAUCAUCCACCGCAUGUUUAAAGGGAAGUCCUACCGAAGCCUGGGCCUGCUGUGGGCGGGCUCCUCCAUCGCCCACCAAAUUGUGCUGAUCCCCGGAGUGGUCGUCGGUAAAUACGGGUCUAACAUUCGUCCAGCCUUUUGGAGGAACAUCCCCUUCUUCAUGGCGCCUUUCUGGGCUGCGUCCUUGCUCUUCAGGAGACACAGAGAGAUGCCAAUUGUCACAGCAGACAAGAUUGCAGCGGAGCAGAAGAAAAGUCUACUGACCCGGCCGGUCGACCUGCUUCUGUCACUUCUCUUAAUGGGAGCCAUGGUCUUCGCAGUUUUCAGAGGCUUUGUGGUGCUGGACUGUCCUCUGGACACCUGUUUCACCUACAUCUAUCAGUACGAGCCCUACCUCAAAGACCCAGUCGGCUUCCCCAGGGUUACGAUGAUGGUGUAUUUAUUCUACGCUCUGCCCCUGCUGACUGUCUUUAUCUACGGUCUGAAAACACCGGGGUGUACAUGGAUGUUGGACUGGACCAUCUUCUUUGCUGGAGCCAUGGCUCAGACCCAGUGGUGCCAUAUCGGUGCAUCUCUGCACUCCCGCACUCCCUUCACGUACCGAGUCCCUGCAGACAAAUGGUGGCCUGUUAUCACCCUCAACGUGCUGCUCGCUGCGGUGCCGGCUCUACUGGCCCUGCGCUGCCACUCCAGCCCCACCUUUUUUAUGAAACCUGUCCCCAAGGGACAGACCAACGGCGAGAAGAAGAAAAACUAAAACCUCACUCCAGCCACGGACUGUCGAGGAAUACUUCACGUUCUGAGAAGGCUAAUGUUUUCUGGGACUCUCUGUUGUGCACAAACUGCUUAAAACCCCCAAUUUUUCAACCUUAAAACCCAGGGAAAGUCUACCACCAUCCGUCACCUGGCGCAGCACUCCCUGCUCGGACUAUUGGACCCCUGAUAAGAAAGCAGUUGAUGAAGUAGAGGGCUGCGAUCAUCUCACACAGCUUUCGGGUGACUCAUGCAGAUACAGAGAUGGUAUCUUUCCAAACUGAGACUGUUAACCUAAAUAUAUCGGCCAGCAACAAACCGCUGGAGAGUGAAAGUCUUAUUAUAAAGUUUCUAUGCAGGAAUCCACAACAAAACUCCAAAGCUUUAGGAUUGUUUUAUACUGGGUCAGUGAAAACCGAAACUAUAGAGUUUAGUAACUUGAUGAAAUUCAAUGCAGGGUUGAAAGCCUGAAUAAGUUGAGUUUGUGAUAAGAGAUGUUGACAGAUACUGUGCAAUGUCUGGAUCUACAUGUUUUCACUGCACUGAUCAAGUUGUGAUCAACUGAUUGAUAUGUCAAUAAACGAUAAAGCAUCA